Messenger RNA from Phlebotomus argentipes, 918 nucleotides. Its product is annotated as trypsin-like. NCBI's taxonomy places the organism in Eukaryota, Metazoa, Arthropoda, Insecta, Diptera, Psychodidae. Gene Ontology annotation, biological process: proteolysis. The transcript has a single exon. Bases 1 to 918 code for a protein of 305 amino acids. Gene Ontology annotation, molecular function: serine-type endopeptidase activity. The record is from RefSeq and is a predicted model, not a curated record.
AUGAUGUCUCUGCGUUUCUGCGUUCUGUUCCUGGCUCUAGCCGCAUCUUCUCUGGCCGCGUCUUCCCUGACCGCCAAGACUCCGCGUCUGCCCAUCUUGGCCGGAUUCUACAACACUGGGUCGUUGUCCAACAGCAUCACCGUGAUUUCCUCCAAUACCAUCCUGGUUCCUUCCUACAGCAUGAUGUCUUCCUCGCCAGCGGAGGUUCGCAUCCGCUCCAAGGACACGCCGCCGAACGAUUCCGGCGAGAUCUACCGCGUCACGCGCAUCCUGUACGAUCCCAACUCCGACCCCAUAUCUUCGAUGAACAGUUUUGUGGUUGCACGUCUGGACAGGGAUAUUGAGCUGGGAAAAGACCGGAAGGCACCCAUUGUGUCCCGCGAGGCCGUGGUCGUGCCCGAGGGUCAGGUGUGCACCACUGUGCGCCGGUCCUACGACACUAUCGGCUACCCCUCCACGACCUCCUUGAAGCACCAAGACGUGGUCGCCAUCAGCAGCGAUCAGUGCCGCGAGCUCAAUCCCGAAAUGUUUAGCGACGACAAAUUCAUUUGCAUCGGGCCCAUCAAUCCCAAUGGCGAGUCGCCGGAUAACGAGUGCCAGGGGGACACCGGUGCGCCGCUUGUCUGCGACGGCCAGCUCGUGGGCAUAAACUCAUGCGGUAAGACGUCGGUGAACCCCUCGCAUCCCCGUCUCGCUCUCUUCCUUUGCUUUCCUUGCAGAGAUCGCUUGCUACGGCCAUGCGUGCGCCUUCAGGAGAAUCUCGAGCGUUGGAGACUUCGUCUUCGACCUGUAAUUCCGAUCCGGCAGCAACUCGCAGCGGCAAACGGACUUCAGCUGACAACACCCGAGGCGGAAAAUCCGCCAUUCCGGCUUUUAAUGCGUCUUCGAAACGCUUUUGAUCCAAUAAAAUUAACUUGA